Molecule: messenger RNA, 6607 nt
Organism: Passer domesticus (house sparrow)
Lineage: Eukaryota; Metazoa; Chordata; Aves; Passeriformes; Passeridae
Exons: 8
Coding region: 2097-2837 (246 amino acids)
Source: RefSeq, a predicted model, not a curated record
AAAAAAUAAUGGACUAAUCUUUUUGUAAUGCAUGACCCUUGCUUAUUUGCCAUGUCAUAUUGUCAUAAGAUAAUAUUUCAGAGAUUUUAAAGCUUUCAUAUGAAGGAUAAUCUGCAAAGGGAGAGUGUAUAGAUGAUAUUCUUAAAUAGUCAGAUGUGAUCAGUGCCUGAACACUUGUGUGUUUGCUUCAUGCUUGUGUUUUAAGGUGUGUUCUGUGUGCAGCCAGACAUCACCAGGAACCCUUCUACAUCACCAGAACUGCACUGUGUUCCUAACUCCUGUGGCCUCGUGUAUUUGGGAUGGUUGUUCUUAUAGAAACAAAGCCUAAGCUGCUUUCUUACUGUUAGAUGCAUAUUGAAUGAUUACUGUGUUUAUCAUCACUACUAAAAUAAUAAGUAUUAAUGAUCAGGAUCUAUACAAAAGAUUGAGCCCAUGUACUUCAUGCAGCUGGUAAACAUAGUAGGAGACACUCUUUGUUUGAAGGCUUUACAACCUAAAUAGACAUGCAGCAAGAGGUGUUAUUAUCUCCUCUUCACAGAUGGUGACCAAGAUAAACUGACAUGUUGUGCCAAGGGAUACAGGCAAAUGUGAGGGGGCAGGGAGGGAGCGAGCCAGGGCUGAAGCUGGGCUACCAGCUUGGCCUGACUGUGACCACUCUCCCUCGUUGCAAACUGAAUAUGGGCUUCCCUCUGCUUGCCGACAGGCAGUGUAUGACAAGCAGCUUCCUCCCCAGCUCCUCCAGGCACGGUUUGGCCCUCAUAAUUGGCUUCUGCCAAGUGCUGCAAGGUUCCUGUAUACCCAGGAAGUGUUUGGAAAUGGUUGGCUUCACAAAGGAGAUUUUUUCCAUUCUGUCUUGCAGAUGUUGUUUUAAUGCACAUUUGACAGUUGAUUCUCUGCUUUAACAUCAUGAUCUGGAAGCUGUUCACUUUGGAUGUUUACAGCUGUUCUUGGGUUUAACAGCAGUGCUGCACUCAAACCUUUCCACAGUCCAGGAUUCCUCCCUGAAUUUAUCACGAGGAAAUGCUGCCUUUAAAAAUAUUCUAAUUCUUACAGAUGGGUUAGUGAAAGGCAUUAUAUAAUACAGUGCUGGCACUAGAAACAGACUCUGUGACCCAGAAGAUAACUUCCAGUCCUAUGCUACUGUUGCCUGUGAUACAAUGACUUAUUUUCAGUGCAACACCACUGAGCAUUGCAAGUUCUCUUUUGACAUGAAAAUCCCCUGAAUGGUGACAAGGAGCAGAUCACUCUCUUGUCACUGCUAUAAUGUAUUUAUACUCAGAUGCAACUCCAUUUUAGGGUGGGUGUUCUAUUUUGACCUCUCCUACAGGACAGGUAUAGAAAAUUAUUCCUGUCCUGAGCUGCCAAGACAACAGGAAAUGUUAGCAGAUACUAAGUGACAAUUUACAUCUCCCAGUUGUCCUUCCAGCAUAAAAUUGGGGGUGUGUUUAUCAUGCAGUUAUGUUGUAGCUCCACUUUAACUGGCAGGUUAGUUUUCAAAUGUGACUUAUAACGUGAAUCUUGUUUCCAUGUUGGAGAGCUUCCACAUUACUGCAUGAAAUUUGAAUGUGUUGAAAUAAUGAGAAUGCAGCGGUGGUGGUGGCUGGGAGGCAGGGAUUAUAUGAAAGCUUUCAGGAUGCUCCUAGCAGUGUGCUGCAUUAGCCAGGGGAUUUUUAUGGGCACAGAGGCACAAAGUAACCCCUCUAAUCCCUUUCUCACUGGCUUACAGACUCUGAAGAAGCUUAAUAAUUACAGAGGAAUGCAGUCAAAGUGUUUUUAAGGACAUAUGUGCAGAGGCUUAUUUUAGUCAUUUCCUAACAGCAAAUGCACUGGCGGAUUCUCAAGGAGAAUUCUGGGCACAAAUUUUCCCUUCUCUCAACCCACCCAACAAAAAGAUGAUUUACGCUUAUAUCAAAAAGAGGCUUAACCAGUGUGGAGCUGAAAGAAUAUUUCCCAGCCUGUAGGAUUAUGGUUUUUCCACAGCCACACCACUCACCCUCUCCUUCUGGUGAAAUACAAAGCAUAUCCCUGUUCUGCUGAGCCUCCCAGAUGGGCUUUUUAAAAUUUUUUUUCAAUGAAAAGGCCAACAGAAAGCCUGCAUGUUCCCUUUAAAAUAUUAUUCUAUCCUUCGGAACUAUUUCACCUUCUCUGAAAUCACUGGUUCAGCUGAUGGUGACUCCGCUGCUUAUGUAUCGUUAUCCAUAAACUUGAAUGCCACAGAGACAGCAACAGGAAUUAUCCCAGAAUAUGAACAGAGUUUCUUAACCAGAGCUUGGUACACUGCUCUCACUUCUCUUCAGCGUGGCUGCUGUUCUUCACUUCUUCCUGAGAUGCCAUGCUCCUUUCUGGAAGAGGUUGCCUGGAGCUGCCCUAGAAGGAUAAGGAUCUCAGAAAUUUUGCAGACCACUGGUGCUCCACAAAGGGUGAGAAAACAGCUGAGCAGCAGGAAGGAAAGGUAUGCCUUUGGAAUAGUGAAGAGAAGAGAAAGGGAGGAAGUAAAAGGGAUUUUGCAGAACAUGCCUGGUAUUUCAAGACUUCCUGCAAUACCAGCAGCAUUGAUGCUUCCCACUGUCAGCUGCAUGACCAGAUGUGUCAGACAUGCUCUGCUCUUGUGGAUACAGCUGAGAUUUAUGGACAUGCAGCCAUCUGGUCAGAGAUGCUCUGCAGAGAUGCUUCUUCACAGUGACCCCUUUGCUUCAGUGAUCCCUACCUACUUCAGGCAGCGAGAAGUGAAGUUCAACACACAGACCAUCCCCAGAAAAAGUCAGAAACAACUCUGGGACAAGUCAUGGCUGUUGGAUACAGUGACAGAGUGGCCUCAUAGGAAAGCAGGAGAAUAAGACGGGACAGGCAGGUGCCAACAAGGUACCCCUAAACGCACUCUAACAAGUCCUUGUUCAUGGGAAGUGGGCACUGACUGCUGUGACACCCAGGGUUUCCUUCUGCCUGUGCCAUGGCUGUGCUUCUUCAUUUAGUCAUGUGCCAAAUACGUACCUGAAACCCAACCUGUCAAAUCCACCUUAUGACCUAUCUUUAAAUCAUUUAAAACUCUACCUACCAGAGUCCUUCCAUCAGCUUUGCACACACAGCCUGUCUGUGAGCACAGUCUGAGCUGAAGCUUGAUGGGAUGACAAGCACUCCAUGUGUGCUCAGGGAAUGCUGCACUUUGGAGCAUGGAAAUGGAAUCCCUCAGUCUCCCAUCUACAACAAUGCCACCAUCCGUGGCAGACCAUUCACACACAGGCUAACAGCAACCCCAUGGCAGAGGAGACAAUGCAUUUUAUGCAUUAAUUUUUGAUGAAUCAUCUACAGAGCUGUACAAAAUAUUGCACUUAAACCUGCUGGAAUCAGACUUGGAUAUAUUUAUAAUCAUUAAAGUCUGACCAUGUUAUCAAAGCUUCUACAUUCUUGUCUGAACUGGAAAGCCAGUUAAUCUCCUUCAUUUGGAGACACACAAAGAGGGAGGUGGCAGACAGCUGCUUUGGUCCAGUGCAGUCUCCCUGCCAGCUAUAAGGAGGUUGUUUGUGUAUUUAAGAUAUAUUAAGCUACAGAGCAAAAAUAUCAUCACCCCAAAUAUACAGGUUCACAAAAUUUCAGGUGUCUGCAAGUACAUUUUACAUAGGCUUUAGCUUUUAUCACCCUCUCAUAUCUGUUUCCGUUGGGUGCCCAGUAACCUCUCUUCCUCUAAAUGUAAUGUACAAUUCUUCCUGCAGCACUUUCACACAGCUGCCACUCCUUUAAAUCAACCUGUCAGAGAAGCAUUUCCUCAUUGCCUCUCCAAGUGCAGGCUCCUUUCUCCCUUCUCACUAAAUCAUCCUGGCUUAAUGCCCAGAACGGGCAAUGUUCAGUUCUGGACAAAUGACAAUUUUUCUUUACAGAUGAAAAUGUGUCUGUGUUUAGCAUUUUCUUUUCCAACCACACAAAAUUAGGAACAAGAGUUUUAUGAAUUUGUAGAAGUUGUUUCUGUUUCCCAAUACUGAAAAGUCCUAAAGGGUUUCUGGUUAACAGAUUUCAAAGUUUUAUCAUUUUUCUGAACAAAAGAGUAAAUUAUUUUCUAAGUUCAUUUGUAUUUAUUCAAUUUUAUUUGUCUUUCAUUCUGAGACACGUAUUGUCAAAGAGAGGAAACAAGAAGGAAUAAGAGUGGAGUAAGAGGACAUAGGAACUAUCUGAAACAAAGUUACAAUAAGAUGGCAAAAAAGGGAAAUGUUGCAUGGAAAAGAGUAAAGGCAUAGACAGCUAGACAACAGUGCUCUGGCUGCUAGAAGGAAGCUGUAUCUACCCUACAUCAGGAGAAAGAGUAAGGCUCAAAGUACAUAGGUCAGUAAAAAAAAAGGGGAAAAUGGAAUAUUAGGUUCUAGAAUAUAUUAUUAUGACCUUUGUGACUAUGAGUCUUUUCUGAAAUUGAAAAUAAUGAAGAAAAAAAAACCAGAUUGGAUUUGUUUAGCCACUUCCUGAAAAUACCUCCUUAAAAUCAUACUUUGACGUGAAGGAGUUGUCCUUCUAGUGGGGAUUGCUGCCUGAUACCAUUAAGAAACUGCUAUAUUUUACUCAAUGUUUAUACUUUCUAAUUAUGGGCUUUUUUGAUGCUUUCUCCAGCAUAUUCUCUUAAUUUCCCUGCAAAUCUGUCUAUAAAGGGACUUUUUGUCAUUGCUGUUUCUGAUCUAGACCUGAGAGUUAGCUCCCUCUCAGCACCACCAGUUUCAGUCAGACAUGGAGUCUGCUGUAUUUAUCACUUUCUGGCCAUAGUGUGUCAAUAAAUGCCCUUAUCACUGUCUCAAUGUUCAUAAAGAACAGACAGUGACACAUUCAAUGCCAUCUCCCUCUUACGAUUCCUUCUGGGGUGGUUUCAGAACUGGUCUUCACCCAGAGGAGUGUUUGGGUGACUGCCUGAAAGAGCCACCUUGCGCCUGGGGAAUCCGUAGAUGGAACGUCAUCCAAAAAGCCUCCUAGGCAUGGCUGCUUCCUUCUGUGCUCACCCAGCCAUGGACAGCAAACAGCCACAGCCUGCCAAGCGCUCAUGGGCUCACACACGUGACCACUGAGCUCUCUCUUGUGCCAGUUAAGGGCUCCUUUCCCUGGCUGCCACACACGCCUGCACUAACCAGGAGAUUCACUGCAAAUAACAGCACUGGCCAACAGUUGGCUUUGCUUCCACUUUCUUCUGGGUGUUCUUUGUGGUUACUGGCAUACAAAUAGCAUGCACAGCCCUCACUUUCCUCUAGGUCUUAGAUUUAAUUAAAGACUACACAAAAAAUAUUACAUAAAGCAGUAUGAAAAUUUAAUGCUAAGAUGCAGCACUGCCUGCUGGUGACAGUGCUGUCUCUUUGGGCAUGAUGAUGCAUCUGUAUGGAUAGUUACAGAAUUACAUUAAAUCAACUAAAGAUUGCCAAAAGAAACUCUAAAGGAAUAACAUUGCAAUGCACUAUUGAGAGCUAGGCUUAUUAGAGUUAAUCAAUUUUUUUAUCUAUGCAGCAAAAUAUUUAGAAGAUCUAUACUAUGAUUCUAGGAGCAGCAAAAGUCUUAGAGUUCUGAUCGUCAGUGAGAAAAGUCACAUGAAGAGUGAAAAGUUAGUUUCCAAAGUAGAGAAGUGAAUGCAACAUAAACAAAUCUGAGUUUAAAAUCUUGUAAUAUCCUCUCCAAAUUUAUAUCUGUUAUACAACAAAUCAUGGCAAAUGUGUUUAUGUGACCACCCUAGAGAUCAUUCUGGCAAAUAAAGUGAGAGAGAGAGCGAGAGAGAGAGACAGCACUGGGGGAUUUUCCAUACCUUUUGCUUUUAAAUUAAAAUCUUAAUUCUGCAUGUCCCAAGCAGAUUUUCCAAAGCUUUAUUUUUUCAUCAAAAAUAAGGCACUUCAUUUGUUCAUUUUUUACAGGUGAAUUUCUUUGCUGCUUCUACCUAUUAAGCACAUUGAGUCCCAGGUCAUGUAAUAUUCAAAAAAGAAAACAGCAUUAAUGAAAGUUAUCAAGGACUUGGAAUAAGCAUGCACUAUGGGCUUUCAGUUGUGAAGAGAAUAAGAGAGAUGAAUUCUCAAACACUCUGUGGUCUUGGCAGCAUCAGGCUUCCACAAUUAACUCUUAAGAGUUCAGACAAAACCAUACAUGAAUGUAUUUAAGGAAGCUGGACUGACAAAGAGAGAUGAAAUAUUAUCAUCUUAAUAUUAAUGUCUGUAUUUCACAGGUAUUGUAUUCACACAGAUACUUAUUUCACGCAUUUUUUAUAUAGGCUAAAUUAUAAGUUUGGGUCCAAAUUUUACCCCAACAAAUUAUUCUGGAAUAUGAGGUUUUGUGAAGGAAUGUUCUAUUGCAGGUAAAGUAAAAACAUCAUGCAAGUCAAUAGUUUUAUUGAAGUCAACAGCAAAAUCUGAAUUAAUUUGCAAGGCAUUGUGCUUCACUUUUGUAGCUUUGCCAAAAACACAGAAAAAGAGGGACAUAGAGAAGGAGUGGUCAUUUUAUGAACAGAAGAAAAGGAAAGGAAUAGAAGAAAAGGGAAAAAAAGGAAAGGAAAGGAAAGGAAAGGAAAGGAAAGGAAAGGAAAGGAAAGGAAAGGAAAGGAAAGGAAAGGAAAGGAAAGGAAAGGAAAGGAAAGGAAAGGAAAGGAAAGGAAAGGAAAGGA